CCCCGGAGCCUCCCGCGUCAAAGCUUUGACGAGCGAAAGCCAAGCAGGUUCGCUUCUGAGUGCGGAGAAGAUGGCCACAGUACCAGGGCAGCUCGUGUGGGAAAUUGUGAAGAAGAACAACUCUUUCUUGGUGAAGGAGUUUGGUAGGGGGACUCAGAGCGUGCAGUUCAGUAAAGAGAGCAACAAUCUCUACAACCUUAACUCUUUCAAGUACUCUGGUCUUGCAAACAAGAAAACUAUUACUAUUCAGCCUAGUGGCAAAGAUCAAUCUGUGCUGCUGGCAACGACCAAGACAAAGAAGCAGAACAAGCCAGCUGCAUUGCUUCAUAAGUCUGUCAUGAAAAAGGAGUUCAGAAUGAUGGCAAACGCCAUAAAAAACCAGGUGGCAGACAACUACUACAGGCCUGAUCUUAAGAAGGCAGCCCUCGCGAGGUUGAGUGCUGUUCACAGGAGCCUCAAAGUGGCCAAGUCUGGUGUUAAAAAGAGGAACAGACAGGCUCUGAGGAUUGCUGGUAGGAAGUGAAUCAAGAAGUUAUAUUGCAGCCAACCCCCAUUUUGCCCCUUGUAGUUUCAUUGUUGUUUCUCCCCCCUGAGGAUUGCCUCUUGUAGUUGCCAAGUCUAGAUUGAGUUUUGUUACGGUUGGCGAAUUUUUUUUAUUCUUAAUUUUGGAUCGAAACUACUAUGUUAGAGCAUGUGACUUGAUUGAUUUGCUUGCAUCAUGAUAAAAUUACUGCAAUUGCUUUUUGGCUAUUGAUAUGAUAUAAUAUAAAAUGGCAAUGUAAAGCUUGAUAUUGUAUCAAAA
Messenger RNA from Neltuma alba, 802 nucleotides. RefSeq names its product 60S ribosomal protein L28-2. Gene Ontology annotation, cellular component: ribosome. Lineage: Eukaryota; Viridiplantae; Streptophyta; Magnoliopsida; Fabales; Fabaceae. The record is from RefSeq and is a predicted model, not a curated record. The transcript has 4 exons. Gene Ontology annotation, biological process: translation. Gene Ontology annotation, molecular function: structural constituent of ribosome. The coding region runs from base 71 to 523 and encodes 150 amino acids.